Molecule: messenger RNA, 4796 nt
Organism: Homarus americanus (American lobster)
Lineage: Eukaryota; Metazoa; Arthropoda; Malacostraca; Decapoda; Nephropidae
Exons: 2
Coding region: 260-2644 (794 amino acids)
Source: RefSeq, a predicted model, not a curated record
GUUCCUAGACUCAUGUUACAUAUACUGUACUUUACAUACUCUGAGUAAAAGAGCCUUACCGGCCCUGGGAGUGUUGCCCGCCUCUAGUGCCACCCACUACUAACACUAACUGUACCACUUUAACAUUUGCUGCACUUUUUGAGGAUCACCACGAGGACUAUAAUAAUACUCAGUGGUGGAAGCCUUACAGGGCUCGAGUGUGAGCUACUGAGGAAGAGUUUUUCUGUGUGAGUAGAACCUUCCUUUUGUGCCGGCCACCAUGACGGUCUGUGAUGGUGAAGUGUUGACCAUGUCUCCGUCUGAAGAUGGUCCGCCUAAGAGAAAGGACGCCAUGAGUCCUGGAAUGUUCAAGAGAAAAUAUCUACGUAAAAUCUUCGUGCCACCGCUUCCCAAGAUGACUGUGGACCAGGAGUCGAGAGUCGGGUCGUCCUCAGCCGGCGACCAAGAGGGCAGUGUGUCACUCUCCUGCCACCCUCCUAUGACACCCCCAGCCCAGCGACACAUCGUCAGGACACCUGCUGACGACGACGUUCUGCCCGGGUCAGAAGCGUCUCCGAGUGUUACCUGCAAGAGGAAAGAGGCGGCCAGUCCUGGAGGAAUAAAGAGGAAAUACCUUCGUAAAGUUGUUGUGCCGCCGCUCCCGCAGCUGAUGAUUAACAGCAGCCCGGUGAGUGACGCUCCUGCUGCCGCUUCACGUCAUCACCAAGAUCUUAUUGACCAAUCCUCCCUCGACCAGCUGGACCCCACCACCGCUCCUGAAGGCGAGACGGUGACGUCGUCUCUAGCUAAUUCAGACAAAGAAAAAAAGGCAGCGGCCAGACGUGAACAGUCAAAAACUGAAUAUCUUGUUCAGGUUUCUCUGCCAUUAUUGACUGUGAACGGAACGUGCAUCAAUGUGGAUGAUCAGGCCGGGUCACCCUCACCUUUUGAACAAGGGCUGCCGGACCACACAGGCCCCGACCACCUGUCUCUGGAGCACACGCUCUCACUAGCCUCCGAAGGCGAAGUGUCGUCCACCUCCCCUGGUGCACCACGCAAGAAGAAAAGGUCGUUUAGUCCUCGGAUGAUAAAAAAGGAAAUUGCUAGAAAAAUUGGCCUGACAACUGGUCCAAAGGCGACGGUGAGAGACAGAAGCGUCAGCCCAAAGCCCAGAGCGGAGUCCUCCCCUGUUCAUCAGGUCCCCACAUCUAACAGUGACGAAUCACUGGGCGCUCCGUCUAGGAGAAAGGAAAUCACAAGUCCAAAAGUGUUGAAAAAGAAGUACAUUAACAGAGUUGUGGCGCCACUGUUGCCUCACUUAACUCUCAAUGGAAAAUCCGUCAGCCAGGAGCCCAUGGAUGAGACACCCUCAGCUUUUGAGCAAGAGCUUGCAGACCAGGAGAACCAGUCCCCCAACGACCCCGAGUUUGUUCGUCGCGCCUCCCAGCGGUGGCAGCGUAAGACGGGCGCCAUUCACCAUCAAUCUUUCCAGGUAGCGAGUCACUCCGGGAACCUCGACAUGCUGCUCCCCAUCCAGUGCACCAAGUUUGAGUGGCCGACCAGCCCGAGUCAGCAGUCAGCCUUCCAGCGACGAGUGUCUACUACCCAGCCCAUCCACUAUCUACCAUCGUCCCCCUUCAUGUCCCCUCCCACGCCGCCCACACAGAGAGCCUCCGUCAACAGUUCCCACUUCCAGAGAGGAAGUAAACAGUAUUGCUCCAUGUACACACGACCCACCGGCCUGGAAGAUUCUCCAUUCCAGAGAUCCAGCAAGCUGUAUUCUUCUAUGUUCACACGAGUCACUGGGCUGGAAGACUUAGCUUUUCAACGAUCCUCGCGUCGGCAACAGCAGAGAAGCUCCAGUCUCGUGCCUCCUGACACUACAACAGGUAGCAGCAACAGCAAGUCAACAGAAAAGAGGAAGUCUAGCCUUCAGCUGUUCCUCGUGCGGCGGAGUUCCUCUUCCGAGAGGCCGAACAAAACGUCGACCAAGACUCGGCCGGUCAAACUCAAGCGUCCGGAGCGUCUCGCCCUGGACGACAGCGUGGCCGAGGAAGUGCGUCGAGCAGCGAGGAGAGAGGAACCAUUUCGCCGCCUCAGUGUCAGAAUACGCAAGUCUCUCAGAGUACCUACAUGGAGCCGCUCCUCCUCCCACAAUCAGUUGCUACCCAACUCCUCCUCCUGCCACAGCGGCCUCAGUGCCCUCAGCUCAGCCUCCUGCCUCAUUUCCCUUAGUACCCUUGGCUCAGCCUCCUGCCACAGUGGCCUCAGUGCCCUCAGCACGGCCUCCUGCCACAGCGGUCUCAGUGCCCUCAACUCGGCCUCCUACCACAGCGGCCUCAGCUCCCUCUGGGACGAUUCUUGUGCCUCUUCUACAUGCUCCUCGCCUUCGUCCAGCUUCUCGUGGACGUCACCGCCGUCGUCACCGUCAGCGUCACGGACUCCACCACAACACAUCACCUUCCAGGACAUCUUCGACGCUGAGCCUAAAAUCGCGGAAAAAUUUGCGAUAAUGUUCCCUACGGAGCCACGACCAGAGUGGCACCGACACCUUCGUCAUGUUCUCCACAAGGCUGGACAGAAGAUCUUCAAGAAGCCUGAAUACCAUGACACCACCAUCCCAGAGAACCUUCGAUACCAGCUCAAGCACAUCUACGUUUACUAGCCAACUGUGUCUAUUGUACUAGCUAAAUGUGGCUAUUAGCUAAACUAUGGCUAUUAGAUGACUGUCUAUUAGCUAGCUGUUUCUAUUAUUAGCUAAUUAUGUUUGUUAGCUAGCUAUGGCUAUUGGCUAGCUAUGUAUAUGAGCUAGUUGUUGCUAUGAGCUAACUAUGGGGUAUUAGCUAACGAUGUCUACUAGCUAACUUUGGCUAUUAGCUAACUGUGGCUGUUAUUAGCUAACUAUGUCUACUAGCUAAAUAUGGCUAAUAGCUAACCAUGUCUAUUAGCUAACUAUGUCUAUUAGCUAACUGUUUUACUAAUUACAUGUCUUAUUAGCUGUAUAUCUACUAGUUACACAUGCCUGCUAGUUAUAGUACGUCAUGUCUAAAUACUGUAUGCUAGCUACGUAUUGUCUAUGUAUGCUAGCUACAAACAUCUACCGCCAUGUCUACGUCUACUAGCUUCGUGUAUGUCUUUUAUGUACCAUGUCUACUUUGCUAUCUACCACAUCUUUGUCUACUAGCUAGUUCUACUACUAGCUUCCAACUUAAGCAAUAUCUACAUCUACUAGCACAUCUACUUCCAUUAGCUAUCACGUGUAAGAUCUGUCAGGAGAGUCUGUAGAGUCCUCGACCCUGUGUAGAGUCUUGGGACUUUCGGGGGCGUUGGUUAGCCCCUUUAGAGGACUAAUUAGCCCCCUUUAGAAGCCUAAUUAGCUCCACGGUGGACUUAUUAGCCCCCUUGAAGGACUAAUUAGAUUCACAGUGGACUAAUUAUACUCUACAGGGGACAACUAUGCGAGAGGUGCUUGGUUGUUUUAAUUCACUGUUGUACACACACACACACACACACGUAUUCAUUCAUUCAUUCAUUCCCGUUUUAAUUUUCAUUGUAUUUUGUCUUAUUUAUCCACUACCACCAUCAUUACUCUAACAACACGCUACCCCCCCCCUGUUCUACCACAAUCAUCACCCCCCUCUACCACAAUUACUCCCUCCUAAUGCCCUACACUAACCCACAACUACUUCUACCACCCUUCUUACCACAAUCACCCCCCACUCCAUCCCAUCACCACCACACCCUUCACCACCACCACAUCACACCCUUCACCACUACACCACCACCACAUCACACCCUUCACCACUACACCACCACCACAUCACACCCUUCACCACUACAACACCACCACCACAAUACCUAGCAUCUCAACCCAUCACAAUCAUACCACCACUACUACACCAUCAUAACCUUCACCACCAGACCCUUUACCACCACACCCUUCAUCACUAUCAUGCCAGCGACUCAAGACUGACUAUGAAGCAACGAUACAGCCAAGACACAACACUUCACUAUGGCAGCUUAUGACGCCUCCAACCAGUUAUUUUUGUUGGGUCACGUCACUGCGUUGUGUUCCAAUGACAUAACAAAAACAUAGACCCUUCCUCCUUCUCUUCCCCUCAUUAUCCCUCCCUCCUUCUCUUCUCUCUUCCCCCCCUCCUCCUCUUUCAAGGGGGUCUCCAUCUGUCACCACAAACACCUGUACAGCGUGAGGGUAAUUAAACAGACACACACACACACACACACACACGUACACCAACUUGUCACCCAUGAUAGUAAACUUUAGGCUGUGUUAUUUACAGACAAGUUCUCGUGUUGUUGUUGUUAAUUGAUAGUUGGAAGAAAGUUUGUCAACAUCAAGUGGUUAUUUAUGAGUGAAUUAUUAAUUAUUUGGUAUUAUUAUCUUCUUUUAACGAGGACUUUUAUCAGUGUUGUGUGUAUGUAUCUAUGUAUGUUUCUUUCCUGUACGUACAGCAUAUGAUGUGUGAGGGAGUGACUGAUUGACUCGAGGAAGUUAAGUAAUAUUCUGGCUGUCUGUGUUAUUUUGUGGGUUUUAUUAUUUAAGGUGUAUCGAGGAAGCAGCUUGGUCACUCUCUUGUCAUCACAUCAGGUGUACCACUAAUGACAUUACUACUGGCACUGUCUGUGUGUGUGUGGUGCCAUGUUAGCUGUGUCCAAGCCUCACCCUGGCACUUGAUAGAUAGCACUGCCUCUACUGUUACUGUAGACUCCAGCGAUGCUACUGUCAUCCCCUCACUCUCUGACCUCUGCCCCUCACCCCCUCUACCCCUCACCCCCUCCCCCUCACCCCCUCUACC